This is a messenger RNA of Spodoptera litura, 1954 nucleotides long. RefSeq names its product carboxylic ester hydrolase-like. The record is from RefSeq and is a predicted model, not a curated record. NCBI's taxonomy places the organism in Eukaryota, Metazoa, Arthropoda, Insecta, Lepidoptera, Noctuidae.
AAGAUGUGGAAGUGCGUGUUUUCGGUCUGCUUGUUAGUUAGUCUGGUGCUUGCUGAUGAGGAGUGGCGGCUCGUGAACAUCACUCAGGGUCCGGUACGAGGUCGCUUCGAAGACGGCGUGUACUCCUUCUAUAAUAUUCCUUAUGCCUCGGUACCCACAGGAACAGAUCGGUUCAAGGCUCCUCUUGCCCCGCCAGUAUGGUUGACACCGUUCAAUGCUGUGGAUCGCAGAAUCGUAUGCCCACAAUUUUGGUUAGGGGCUGAUGAAGUGAAUAUUCAUGAGAACUGCUUGGUGGCGAACGUAUUUGUCCCUGACACGGAGGAGACUAAUCUACCCGUACUAGUCAACGUCCACGGUGGAGGCUACAUACUCGGUUACGGACAACAAUCACACUUUAAGGACCUAGUAAGGAGCAGAAAAAUUAUUGUACUCACUUUUAACUAUAGAUUAGGUGUCCACGGGUUUCUGUGUCUUGGCACUGAAGGUGCUCCCGGUAAUGCGGGUCUGAAAGAUCAGCUAGCAUUCCUUCGUUGGGUUAAGGCCAAUAUAGCCAGCUUUGGAGGCAACCCCAAUGAUGUGACACUUUCCGCUUGCAGUGCAGGUUCCGGCUCGAUAGACUUCUUAACUCUUUCCAGUCUCACUGAAGGACUAUAUACAAAAACUAUACAGGAGAGCGGUGCCAGUAUAGGUGGUGUUGGAGCACAAGUGGAUCCUAUUGAGUACGCUAAAAUUUAUGCACGACUCCUAAACUUCCACAAUGUUGAUGAUUUGGACCGCUUGGAAGAGUUUUACAGAACGGCGCCCUUUGAGCUACUAGUUUCAAAUCCGGAUGAAAUGUUGAACGCUAAGAACGUUAACAUACUUUUCGGUCCAUGCGUGGAACGUGACCUUGGACAAGAGCGCGUUGUUACUGAUGCUCCGAUGAAUAUCAUAAGACAAGGGAACUAUACUCAAGUACCUAGGAUAUAUGGAUUUACUAACAUGGAUGGAGCUUUCCGACUCCCGCAAUUUGAUACGUGGAAGAAUGACAUGAACGAGAGAUUCUCAGACUUUUUACCAGCUGAAUUACAUUUUGAGAGUGAAGAUGUCAGAGAGCAAGUAGCUCAAGAAGUCAAAGAGUUUUAUUUCGGCAGUAGUCCUGUUAGUGAGGAGAAUAUUUUGUCUUACAUUGCAUAUUUUACUGACGUGAUAUUUGCUGUUCCAAUAUUAAAAUCUGUAUCAACACGUAUAGAGACUCUUGGUGACACGAUAUAUCUAUUUGAGUAUUCGUUUGUGGAUGAACAUACUCCCAGUUUCCCUCAUACAGACGUACGUGGUGCUGAUCAUUGUUUCCAAGAAAUAGCAGUCACAGAUGAAGAUGUGUCUGGCAGAACAGAGGAAUAUAAACAAAUGAAGGAAAUUAUGAGAGAUUACUGGACGAAUUUUGUGUUGACUGGUUCUCCAUCGAAUCCAAACUCUCCUCUGCCGUACUGGCCACCAGCGAAUGCACAACGAGAUCCUCACAUGUCAUUGGGCAGCCGUAUUGAACUCAGAAACGACCUUAUUCAGGACAGAAUAGCUUUCUGGGAUACAAUCUACGACAAAUAUUAUCGAGGACCAGUUGUCAAUCCUUCGACCUCUUAAACAGGCAAACAAUGAAUAUUUGUACAAGCAAUACCUUUGGGAUAAAACCGGAAUGUGUCUUUUGUCUGGGAUAUGUAGGUAGUAUUAAUUAGAUGUGUUUUGAUUUAUAUUUUUUUAUAAUUAGUUAUUGAGAUAAUGAAUAUUUAUUUUAUGUUUGUGCCUACUAAAUCUGCAUUGAUAACAUAUACUAUUAAAACACUGCUACAGUAAUAAAAAUAUGUGCGAAAUGGUACCUCGUUGUGGUGACAGCUUAUAUUUUGUACUCAUACAAUUCACGUGAGUUGUCAAUGUUAUGUGAAUCUGAGUGGCGAAUGGAAGAGAAUAAGUGAAA